AUGAUAGACAAAGCCACCACGGAGAGACAUGCUCGUCUCUUGCGAGAGAUGGUCAGAUCACCCGACAACAAGGCAUGUGCUGAUUGUAGGAAGAAUGACGCUCGUUGGGCAUCUUGGAAUCUAGGAGUCUUCUUGUGUAUCCGCUGUUCUGGAAUACAUCGAUCCAUGGGCACUCACAUCAGCAAAGUAAAAAGUAUAGACUUGGAUAUCUGGACUCCGGAGCAGAUGGAGCAUAUUCAGAAAUGGGGAAAUCGUCGUGCAAACUUGUAUUGGGAAAGACACCUCAAAGCGGGUCAUGUACCUCCGGAACAGUACGUUAUGCCUCGUCCCAGCCCCAUGUCUUCUACCACGGGUGAGCCAUCAAAGAACUAA
Molecule: messenger RNA, 372 nt
Organism: Tremella mesenterica DSM 1558
Lineage: Eukaryota; Fungi; Basidiomycota; Tremellomycetes; Tremellales; Tremellaceae
Exons: 5
Coding region: 1-372 (123 amino acids)
Biological process (GO): endocytosis; endoplasmic reticulum to Golgi vesicle-mediated transport; intra-Golgi vesicle-mediated transport
Cellular component (GO): Golgi apparatus
Molecular function (GO): GTPase activator activity
Source: RefSeq, a predicted model, not a curated record